AUGGCCAGUGGAUCUUGGGAGGAGUUUUUUGCCGUACACCUGCCUCCUCCAGACUUCGAGGACAAUCGGUCUUUACUGAAGGAGUUCUGUGAGAGACAUGAUCAGUAUGGCAACAAAAUUGUACUUGUUACUUCUGGUGGUACAACAGUUCCUCUAGAACACAACACGGUCCGGUUCGUUGACAACUUCAGCGCGGGCACCCGUGGAUCUUCGUCUGCCGAAUACUUCUUGGAACAGGGAUACGCGGUCAUUUUUAUGCACCGUCUGAAAUCCUUGGAGCCCUUCACUAGACACUUCACCGGCCAGAAGUUACUUGAUAUGCUUGAAAUUCAGGAUCGAGGGCCUAAUACUACAAUCUCAGUAAAACCAGACAGCGUGGACGUGCUGGCCCCUAUCCUUCUCCGAUACAAAGCAGCACAUGCAGCGGGGGCGAUCUUACACGUGUCGUUCACAUCAGUGUCCGAGUACUUCUGGCUGCUGCGCGCUGCGUGCGAGUGUCUCGCCAACGUCGGCGCCCGCGCAAUGUUGUAUCUCGCCGCGGCCGUGUCUGACUUCUAUAUACCUAAGGAUAGAGUGCCAACACACAAGAUACAGUCCGCAAGUGGAGCUCCAAUCAUCCAACUCCACUUGGUGCCCAAGAUGCUAGCUCCGCUGGUCAACCUGUGGGUGCCUGAGGCUUACGUGGUUUCCUUCAAGUUGGAGACCGAUGAAAGCUUGCUUAUACCUAAGGCGAGGGCUGCCCUGGAGAAGUAUAAACAUAAGAUGGUAGUAGCGAACUUGCUACAGACCCGCCACCACAGGGUGAUCCUGGUGUCACCUGAUAUUACGCAGGAGAUCGUGCUCACACGAGAGGAAGUUCAUGCCGGCGUGGACAUCGAGUCGUCGCUGGUGAGCGAGAUCGUGCGUCUGCACGCGCUGCACAUGUGCGCGCGCGGCGAGCGCGUGUCGCCGCCGCGCCUCGCGCCGCGCUGA
Arctia plantaginis is the source of this 972-nucleotide messenger RNA. Lineage: Eukaryota; Metazoa; Arthropoda; Insecta; Lepidoptera; Erebidae. The record is from the annotation of a GenBank genome assembly.